UGCCGCCUGUUAGUGCCCAUCAAUGCCACAUACCAGUGCCCAUCAGUGCACAUCAAUGCCACAUAUCAGUGCCCAUCAGUGCAUAUCAGUGUCCAUCAGAGCUGCCUUUCAGUGCCAACUAUCAGUGCCAGUCAGUGACACCUAUUAGUGCGAAUCAGUGACCCCUUUUAGUGCCGUCUAUCAGUGCCCAUCAAUGCUCAUCAAUGCCACCUAUCAGUGCCAGUCAGUGAUGCCUAUCAGUGCCAUGUCAGUGCCACCUAUCAGUGCUGCCUAUCUGUGCCCAUCAGUGCUGCCUAUCAGUGCCAUAUAUGAGUGCUAC
Messenger RNA from Staurois parvus, 319 nucleotides. The record is from the annotation of a GenBank genome assembly. Lineage: Eukaryota; Metazoa; Chordata; Amphibia; Anura; Ranidae.